Molecule: messenger RNA, 1131 nt
Organism: Exophiala mesophila
Lineage: Eukaryota; Fungi; Ascomycota; Eurotiomycetes; Chaetothyriales; Herpotrichiellaceae
Exons: 1
Coding region: 78-1037 (319 amino acids)
Biological process (GO): glutamate metabolic process
Molecular function (GO): D-glutamate cyclase activity
Source: RefSeq, a predicted model, not a curated record
UUCAGGCAAUCUUCACAUUGUGCUGAGUUCUCAAUGCGCCUCAUGAUCAAUACUUAACCUAUCUCCUGGAACCGAGGAUGCCACCGAUCGCCGUAGACAACGAGGUUGGAAACACAGGAUUCAAAGCGAAAUCGGUCGAGGCCCCGGAAGAUACACAAUCAGGACAAAGUUUUCGACGUGAGGCGAGAGCUGGUCGAUUCACCGGUCAGACGGCUGGAGCGGCUCCAAGUUAUGUUCAGGCAAACUUGAUAGUGUUGCCCUCCGAGUACGCAUCGGACUUUCGAUUGCUUUGUCAGAGAAACCCAGUUCCCUGCCCACUACUCGCAGAGUCCAAGGGGCCAGGAAUCUUCCAUCAACUCAAGUCAUGGACGACCAAUCUCUCGGGCGAGCAGAUCGCGAACGAUAUUGAUCUCCGAAACGACUUCCCGAAGUACAUGGUCUACGAGGAUGGGAAGCUGACGAAAUCACACUGCGCCGAUGUGGAGCGAGAGUGGACAGACCGACACGUUGGUUUCCUGGUUGGUUGCUCCUUCAGCUUCGAGGGUGCUCUGGCUGAGGCCGGUUUGUCCCCAGUCCAUGUCGUGCGUAAGAGGAAUGUGUCCAUGUAUCGCACAAAGAUUCCACUGUGUCCUGCGGGAGUGUUUCAGAAUUCGACCUAUAUUGUUUCUAUGCGGCCCUACAAGAGAAAGGACAUUGAUGCGGUUCGUAGUAUUUCGAGGCCGUAUGUUUCAACACACGGGGAGCCCAUUGACUGGGGUUGGGACGCCGUCGCCCGAUUAGGGAUUGAGGAUCUGGGAAGUCCCGCAUACGGCGACGCGCCUGUCAACAUGGAUGGCUCACCUUUCGUUUGCAACAGUAAUGUCGAAGGAGACGACGAAGUAGUGCCAGUGUUCUGGGGAUGUGGUGUGACUCCUCAAGAAGCCAUUCAAAGAGCCGGCCUUGCUGGGACGAUCAUGGCUCAUGCACCUGGCCAUAUGACUGUACUAGACAUCAGGGAUUGGGAUAUAAUUCCUGAUGUAGCGGGAGUUGAGAGUUAGAGGGUUGUCAAUCAUGAUUUCAUUUGUCUCUACUAUGUGGAGUUGUUGUCUCUGCGGAUUGCAUUCUCAAUCCAGCCCGUGUCCAUAUCAAUGU